CGGUCGCUGCUGAAGUUCCUUGUCUGUGUGCGCGUGUGGGUCUCGCGCUCUUGUUUGUUUAAUCGGAGCGCGAGCGACUGAGCAUCUCGUCCUUCGAGAUAUCGAACCGAACCGUGUUUUGUUUUGUUCGUUUAGCUCGGAUUCCGGUGACGUAGCGAUAGAUUAGGGCUUCCCCCUACAGAGAGAGAGAUGUCAGCAGGAGAGUGCGGCUUCUCCAGUGAGGAGGUGCUGAGCGCGCGCUUCCCGCUGCAUCGCGCGUGCAGGGACGGAGACGUGCUCGCGCUCAGCUCGCUGCUCCACAGCGACACAUAUCGAGCAGCGCUGCAGACCGAGGACUCGUUUUACGGCUGGACCCCCAUUCACUGGGCCGCUCACUUCGGCAGGCUGGAGUGUAUGAUGCAGUUGGUGCAGGCAGGUUGUGGUGUGAACUCCUCGACAUCGCGUUUCGCUCAGACUCCAGCUCACAUUGCAGCAUUCGGUGGACACCCGCAGUGCCUGAUGUGGCUCGUGCAGGCUGGUGCUGACCUCAACAGGCAGGACUAUGUUGGAGAAACCCCCAUUCACAAGGCGGCACGUGCUGGUAGUGUUGAGUGUAUUAACACUCUCCUGUUCCAGGGAGCGAAAGCUGACUUGAGGAACGCUAGUGGACUGACUGGAGCCGACCUAGCCCACGCCCAGGGCUUCGCAGGGUGCGCUCAACUGCUGUCCAACGCCCAGAACCAGCAGGUGUUCGGCUGUUUUAACGGCUUCUCCACCAAUAACUCUGUGGAGCGGAUGCGUGGCUUCCUUAACGGCACACCCAGUAGAAAGCGCUCGCUCAAUUGCAUCGAGUCCAGUCAGUUUAAAAAGGCCAGAACCAGCGAUCUGGACCUUCAGAUGAAGCUUAGAAACGAGAUGAACAGCCCUGGCACAGAGAACCUGAUGGACACAGCGCACACACAGUUCGGACCAGCGCUGAGCAGCACCACAGGUGGGAACGGAUCCAUAACCGGGUCAUUUGCCCCCACCGGCUUGGUGGAGCAGAACGAGGGGCUACGGAUGGAGGACUCCACCUCGGCUCCUAAAGAGAUGGAGAUCUUCACUGUGGCUGCAAUGCAGAUACCCUGCCGCUGCACUAACUCCUAUGCUUACCUGUAGGCCUUAGCUGGGCUGGUGGGGGAGUUUUAUUUUGGUGGGGUGUGUGUGUGUGUGUGAGAUCUGAUGAGGGGAUAAAUAGUUUGUUUUUAUUGUCAUUGUUUUUUAUUUUAUAAUGCGGAUGUCGGUUAUUACCCUAGAUACGAAAAAUUAAUUUUGAAUUUACAAGAACCGUGACAUCCAUUAAAAUACAUUUUAAAACGCAUAUAAAACGUACGAAAUCAGGUGAGAGCGUGUAAAAUUUUUGGUGUAGAGAUCAGUUUAUUACAUGACUUCAUAUUGUUACUGAUGGUUUAUAGUCACAUUAUACCGUAUUUGUGUCAAUCUCACACCAAUUUAACAAAAAAACCAUUGAAAUGCAUACAAAAAACGCACAUGCUGCAUCGGCUGAGACGAUUUUGAACAAACUGAGGAAAAACCCCAGGCUUUCAAUGAGGACAAAAUUACUGGCACCUUAUAAACGGAGUGGAAGAUGCAUAAUAAUUUCCCUGAUUUGGUCGUUUUUCUGUUUCCUCCCCCUCCUCACGUGCGACGUGUGAGGAAUUCAGUAAAUGAGGAAUGACCUUUACUUUAAAUGAUCUUAAUCCCUAACUAUAAAUGUAUUAAUCAUUAAUGAAUGUAGCUUUGAUAUAUUUAUGUUUAUAUUUACAACGAUGUUUAAUCCAAAUUCUUCUUCUUGAUUUAUAUCAUUUUCUGUAUUUUUUUUUUACAUGUCUGUGACUAAAAGGGAAAUAUAUGUUUUUAUAGCUUUGAUGGCCAUUGAGUUGUUAAACAAGUUCAUUUGCAUUAACAGAAACACGUACGUGAGCAUGAAGUUAAAAUAUAAGAUAAUACACAUUUUCAGUGCAUGGCAGAUAGUUUUCAGGAAGACGAAGCACUCGCUUGUAUGUAUGUGUUUAUUACUCUGUUUUAUCAUUAAAUUUCUCAGCCUGAUGUGUGACGUGUUUUUUUUAGUUUGUUGCUCAUCUUUAAAUCUCGGGUAGUUCCGGAGCAGAAGUGAGAGAGAUCUGCUUUACUAAACCCUGUUCAACUCUUUCAACUAACAUCCUAUUUUUGCUCUGAAUGCUGGAAAUCUUAAAAAAAAAAUCUGAAUAAAUAAUUAAUUAAA
Tachysurus vachellii is the source of this 2242-nucleotide messenger RNA. RefSeq names its product ankyrin repeat domain 10b (gene ankrd10b). The transcript has 5 exons. Bases 190 to 1137 code for a protein of 315 amino acids. Lineage: Eukaryota; Metazoa; Chordata; Actinopteri; Siluriformes; Bagridae. The record is from RefSeq and is a predicted model, not a curated record. Gene Ontology annotation, molecular function: protein binding.